This is a messenger RNA of Labrus mixtus (cuckoo wrasse), 1544 nucleotides long. It is a transcript of the gene tmem178a, whose product is annotated as transmembrane protein 178a. Bases 108 to 1133 code for a protein of 341 amino acids. Gene Ontology annotation, cellular component: endoplasmic reticulum membrane. The record is from RefSeq and is a predicted model, not a curated record. Gene Ontology annotation, biological process: negative regulation of osteoclast differentiation; regulation of cytosolic calcium ion concentration. The transcript is spliced from 4 exons. Lineage: Eukaryota; Metazoa; Chordata; Actinopteri; Labriformes; Labridae.
UCCUGCCGUCACCUUGACGCAGAUCUGUCGGUCCGUCAGUCGGCAUGACAACGCGCUCUCGGGAGCAACCGGGGAACGGCUGAUGGGCGCGAGGAUGGCAGCAGAAGAUGAGCAGUAACGGAACCAGCGGCGGAAACCCGACCAACACCAGCACCGGGACCGGGACCUGCUCCGGGAGCGGGAGCGGCUCGGUCCAUGUCCCGGCCAUGGAGAGAGCCCGGCCGGUGACGGUGACGGUGUCCGCGGUGAGCCUCUCACUCAGCGUGAUGUCCCUGCUGCUGCUGGUCACAGCCAUCUCCACCGACCACUGGUACGAGACCGACACCCGCAGACACAAGGACAACUGCGACCGAGCCGGAUCCGACUCCAACGACCAGAAGAACCGCGAGAUGCCCAUCUACCACCUGCCGCUGGUGGACACCGGCAGCGGCGGGGCACGGCAGCGGGACGUGGCGCUGAUGAAGCCGGUUCAUGUGGGCAGCAGGGAGGAGGAGCUGCUGGAGAACUGGCGGGCCAUCCUCGGGAUGGGCAUCCUGGAGACAGAGUGCGGCAGGCCGCUGUUCUCCACUCACUCCGGCCUGUGGAGGAAGUGUUACUUCAAGAAGAUGGACCCGGACAUCGACAAGCUCAUCGACCGAGGUAUCGCUGACCGCUGCACUCCUGUAAAGUAUCAUUUCUCCCAGCCAAUCAGAUUGAGGAACAUCCCUCUGAACCUGACCAGGACCAUCCAACAGGACGAGUGGCACCUGCUGCACCUGCGGCGCAUCACGGCGGGCUUCCUGGGCAUGGCGGCAGCGGUGUUGCUGUGUGGGAGCAUCGUGGCGUCGGUGGGAUUCUUCUGGGAGGAGAGUCUGACGCAGCACGUCUCCGGACUGCUCUUCCUCAUGGCAGGGAUCUUCUGCACCAUCUCUCUGUGUACAUAUGCAGCCAGUGUGACCUAUGACCUCUCCAGGACCCCGCCUUUCAUCUAUGGACUUCCUUCUGACGUUGAUCACGGGUACGGCUGGUCGAUCUGCUGCGCCUGGGCCAGUCUGGGUCUGACGGUGGCCGCCGGCUGCCUCGGGACCACCUUCCCCUUCCUGAGCCGGGCCGGAGGGCUGAGAUCCAAGACAGCCCGCGAGUCGUCCGUCUGAGCUGUCAAUCAAACGGAGGGGGAGGAUCCAGAGUAACCUCGGACAUGUUUGUUACCUUGGCUGCACCUGGUUUACUGACCCGGAUAGAGACUGGCUGGAGGAGGGGCUUCAGCCUCCAGGUGGAGGCGGGGCUUCAGCCUCUAGGUGGAGUUGUCUGUAAAAGAAUCGCACUUUUAAUCUGAAGCAAAGUGUUUGUGACAGCACAGCGCCCCCUGCUGACUGUUUAUGAUGUGGACAUUAAUGUUACAACACACACACACACAGACACACACACACAGACACAGACACACACACACACACACACACACACACACACACACACACACACACACACACACACACACACACACACACACACACACACACACACACACACACACACACACACACACACACACACACACACACACA